AUGUCGGACAAGAAGAAUGAGGACUACGAGCUGCGCGGGUCCGACUCGUUCGGUGGAGAAAAGGAUGGCUUCUUGUCCCAGCGACCACCUCCCAGGCCAAGAUCAAACCUGGCCUCGCCUCUGAGCAAGAUCGAUAACAGCCCUGGCGUUUCCAUCCUGGCCUAUUGCUUCUCUUCCAUUAGUAUGACUGUGGUCAACAAGUACGUUGUCUCGGGUCAGUUCUGGAAUCUGAACUUCCUAUAUCUCGCCGUUCAGUCCAUCGUUUGUAUCCUCACCAUCGUCGUCUGCAAGAACCUGGGAAUGAUCACGAACCUGGCUCCUUUUGACACGGGAAAAGCGAAGAAAUGGUUUCCUAUCGCGCUUCUACUCGUCGGCAUGAUCUACACAGGCACGAAGGCCCUCCAAUUCCUCUCAGUUCCCGUCUACACCAUCUUCAAGAAUCUGACCAUCAUUGUCAUUGCAUAUGGCGAAGUUUUGUGGUUUGGCGGAAGCGUCAGCCCCCUUUCGCUUUUGUCCUUUGGCUUGAUGGUUCUCAGCUCUGUCGUGGCUGCUUGGGCUGAUGUUCAACACGCGCUGGGUGGCAGCUCGCACACUGCUGAGGCUUCUGCUGCUGUCUCGACGUUGAAUGCCGGAUACGCCUGGAUGGGGAUGAAUGUUUGCUGCACAGCCGCAUACGUGCUCGGCAUGCGCAAGGUCAUCAAGAAGAUGAACUUUAAGGACUGGGACACAAUGUUCUACAACAACUUGUUGACAAUCCCUGUCCUCAUCGUUUGCACGCUUUUGACGGAGGAUUGGUCGUCAGCGAACAUCGCCAAGAACUUCCCCAUCGAGACUCGCAACAGCCUCUUCGUCGGCAUGAUCUACUCAGGACUUUGCGCAAUCUUUAUUUCGUACUGCUCGGCUUGGUGUAUCCGAGUCACCUCCUCUACGACAUACUCCGUGGUUGGCGCUCUCAACAAACUUCCCAUCGCCAUAAGCGGCCUCGUCUUCUUCGAUGCGCCGGUCACAUUUGGCAGCGUGUCGGCUAUCAUUAUUGGGUUCGUCAGCGGCAUCGUGUAUGCGUGGGCCAGAAUUCGCCAGAGCGAGGCGGCCAAGAUGUCUUUGCCAACUACACAACCCAUGAGCGCGAGCUCUCAGAGCAACAAGGAUGCGAACUCGUAG
Colletotrichum aenigma is the source of this 1161-nucleotide messenger RNA. It is a transcript of the gene VRG4-1, whose product is annotated as GDP-mannose transporter. The record is from RefSeq and is a predicted model, not a curated record. Lineage: Eukaryota; Fungi; Ascomycota; Sordariomycetes; Glomerellales; Glomerellaceae. Bases 1 to 1161 code for a protein of 386 amino acids. Gene Ontology annotation, molecular function: GDP-mannose transmembrane transporter activity; antiporter activity. The transcript has 4 exons. Gene Ontology annotation, cellular component: Golgi apparatus.